AUGACGACUUCGGCCACGACCCUCCUCCCCAGGUUCCUCCUCCCGGCUUUGAGCCCCAUGUGGCGCGUAGCAGCGACCUCGACCGGCCGGCCGGCCGCAACGGCGGCUUCGGCGGCGCUCCGCCGGAACGCGGUGUGGACGAUUCGAUACGCCUCGUCCAAGCCGACAAAGGCUACUCAGAAAGGACCCCUCAUCCUCGAGAAGCCGGCCAAAUUCAACCCGCCCUCGCACGGCACGCGGUUGCCCAAGAACAGUGGCCCAAAGCACUAUGGCGGCCCGCUCAGCGGCCAGGAAGUGCGCGCCCAGCGCACGCGCGAGUAUCCCGGCAUGAUGGCUCCUGAGGGGACGUGGGCGCAUUGGUUCUUCAACAGCCGCAAAGUCCACCUCUUCAUCUCCUUGGGAACACUGACAACGCUGGCCAUCUCGACGUUGAUCCUCAACUUUUCGCAGACAUCCCCGUUCAAGCACCUCCUCCCCCCCGCGUCCGAGUUCUGGAGCAGCCCAAUUGCGUUCAUCCGCACGUGGGCUCACGUACUGCAGCUCCACGAGCGCGACCGCAACGAGAAGGCCAUUGCCAUGCACUCGCGCCAUACUGACGACGUCGCGAAGCGCCAGUACUACCGCAAGGUCCACGGAUUGGAUAAGGAGAAUCCCAUUGCGAACUUCCUCGGCAUGAAGGAGGAGUCAGAGGAGGACAAGGCCGCUGCCGCUGCGGCAGUCGAGGCUUCGCCCGUAGCUGGAAACGCCGAGGCGAUUGCACCCGCAGAGAACGAGCAGAAGAAGAAGUGGUUUGGCAUCUUCUGA
Colletotrichum orchidophilum is the source of this 804-nucleotide messenger RNA. RefSeq lists its product as uncharacterized. Bases 1 to 804 code for a protein of 267 amino acids. The transcript has 2 exons. Lineage: Eukaryota; Fungi; Ascomycota; Sordariomycetes; Glomerellales; Glomerellaceae. The record is from RefSeq and is a predicted model, not a curated record.